Leptidea sinapis is the source of this 1309-nucleotide messenger RNA. RefSeq lists its product as uncharacterized. The transcript is spliced from 2 exons. The record is from RefSeq and is a predicted model, not a curated record. The coding region runs from base 38 to 1195 and encodes 385 amino acids. NCBI's taxonomy places the organism in Eukaryota, Metazoa, Arthropoda, Insecta, Lepidoptera, Pieridae. Gene Ontology annotation, molecular function: zinc ion binding.
CAAAAUGUCACAGUAAAUAUUGGUUUUGUUAAAUGUAAUGCAUAUAGCAAUAAUUUUACUAAAACUUAACUGUUUUGUUUAUUCAUUACCACUUUUAUCCAACAGUAAUCUGGAAAAUAAAUUACAAGAUGUUACAGAAAUUAUACAUACGGACUAUACUGAUGGAUCUAUAGAAACUAUUAUAAACAGCACAAAUUCACAACUGUAUCAUAAUAAUUUUCAAACUUUGUUUAAAAUUGAAAAGCUUAAAAAUAACCUAAAUUUGAAAGGCAAUAUUUUCGAUAGAAUGCUGUCAGAUGAAAUGUUUUCAAUAAAACAAAACUUGUAUGAAAAAGAAAACAACUUUGUUUCAACGAUAAAAAUAAGCACGAUUGCUAAACGUGUACCAACACCGACUCUUGAACUAAAACAAAUGUGGCCCAUUGAGAAAAUUCAAUCGAAUAACGAAAAGAAAGCAAAUUUUGAAAAACAUUUGGAAAAUAUUGAAGAUGCUCCAGUACAAAAUCGUUAUACAGUGAAUAGCAUAUUUAAAAUGAGCAAUCAUAGUGAGGUUAAAAGCAAAGUGUUAGAAAUGAGGAGUUUAUCCAAUCAUAAACAGCACAUACAGCGAAAUAAUAAUGUUUCAAUUGUUAAAAAAACUUGUUCUUGUAAAAAUGAACAGACUCGUAGCACAAAAUCACAUUGCUCUCACACUACUAGUGCACUAGAAUCUAGCGCUUGCAGCAGGUCUGCGUCAAGUUCUUACCCUUUUUAUAUAACUUAUCAACCGUAUUUAGUUACCGUCAAGGAUGUUAAUGAUUACAUUUACUCUGGUAACAUAGAUAAUUUAAAUUUUCCAAAUGAUUAUAAAGAAGAAAUAUUAUAUCAACCAACCUAUCCUAAUUAUGAUUUCAAUGUAAAUGAAAAGAAAGAAAACUACGAUUAUACCAUUGAGGACCAUGAACAAAGUAAUAAGAAAUACAGACAUAAACAUAAAAAUAAGAAACAAUAUCCACAAUAUGAUGCAGACAAGGAAGAAAGCGAUGGCAAUAUAAUAAUUAUUGAUAAAGACAAGUCUGUCGAGGACAUUGUAGAGGAUUUAAAGAAGCAUUAUGGUGAUUUAGUUAUUAAGGAUUGCUUCUGUUCAUCAUUUACUGUUAGAUUACGUUUUGAGACUUUGCUAAUGUUUUCAAUAGUUAUUGCUAAACUUUUGUAGAUUAAAAUAUGAACAAGGGUACUUAUGCUUUUUAUACAAUAAAAUAGUAUUUUGCCUUUAAAUCAUCAUCACCCUUAACAUCGGAAUAAAACUCAAAUCAAGCUAAUAUUAAAU